CGAGCUGUAAACCUUCUUGAGAUACACGAGCAGCUGAGUUACAUGUACGUAUCCUCAUAAUUCAGUGACACUCAUUUGGUUCCUGAUGGUUCUGACAACUUUUCUGCCCUUUGGAUGUAAACAAAAGAGGAAGUGAUGAAACUUUCCAUUGCUGUGGCGCUUUGGUGCAGAAGGAAGGCCUGUCCGUCUCAUCAAUGCAUGGGCAGCAGCACCUUCAGACCGUCUUCCUCCAGGUUCUCGUGAGCUCUGGAGGUGGUGAGCCUUGAGAUGCAAUCACAGCGCCGUGCCUUCAUCAUCUUACCUCAAACAUGGAAGCAGACACCAGACAAAGCUCCUGACGUCAACCCAUCCUCCUUUCCUCCUCAUCUUCACUUCUCUCCUGUCAACCAUUUCGCUCUAUCCCAAUUUUCAUCUUCUUCUGUUUGCUCUUCUCUUUGUGUUCCCUCUUCUUCUUCCCCUGCUCUGUCCCCUCAUCCUCAGUCUUCCUCACCUCCAUGCCACUCCUCUCCUCCUCUUCCUCUCCCUCUUUCACCCGUUUAUCUCUCUCCUCCACUCCCUCCAUCCCUCCAUGUCCUCCUGAGGUUCCUCCUGGUUCUCCUGGCCUCCCUGUGUCUACUGCCCUGCCCCACACAGGCAGCCUGGUUUCGGGUCGGGGUGGUGGGACCAUGGGGGUGCGACCCUCUCUUUGCCAAGGCCCUUCCCAGUGUGGCAGCACACCUUGCCGUCAACCGCAUCAACAGGGACCCCUCGCUGUCCUACGCUGCAACGUUCGACUAUGCUGUGCUGCACGAGCCAUGUGAGACAUCAAGGGCGCUGGAGACGUUCAUUGGCUUCCACACUAAGGCCUCAGGGUACAUUGGACCAGCCAACCCCGGCUAUUGUGACGCUGCUUCAAUGCUGAGCAAAGGCUGGAACAAAGCAUUGUUUCCUUGGGGUUGUGUUGGCUAUGAGCUGGAUGAUGUUCGGAGCCACCCAGCCUUUGCCCGCUCCAUGCCGAGGCCCACCUGGGUGCUGCUCAGCGUCAUAAACUACUUCAGGUGGGCCCACAUUGGCAUCAUCUCUUCCUCAGAGGACAUUUGGGUGGAGACAGCCACCAAGGUAGCUGAUUCCUUGAGGAGCCAUGGUUUGCCGGUCAGACUGGUCAGUUUUAUGGAGAACACACCUCACAACAUAAGGCGAACUCUGUCAAAGUUCCGCAAGAUGAGAGAAAUACGAGUUGUGAUCCUCUGCAUGCACUCGGCGCUGAUCGGCGGCGGAGCCCAGAAGCUGCUCUUGGAGACGGCCUAUGACAUGCAGAUGAUCGAUGGCUCCCUGGUCUUUGUGCCCUACGACACCCUGCUCUACAGCCUGCCCUACCGCAACGUGACCUACCCGGCUCUGAAGAGCAACAGCAAACUGCUGCGGGCCUACGACGCCGUGCUGACCGUCACCAUCGACUCACCCCAGGUGUCGUUCUAUGAGGCCUACAGAGAGGCUAUGGAGAGCGGAGAGGUGGCGAGGACCCUGACGCCACAGCAGGUGUCUCCUCUCUUCGGCACCAUCUACAGCUCCGUCCUCUUCAUGGCUCAUGCAGUGCAUCGUGUUAGGCAAUCUGGAGAGUGGAUGUCUGGGGGAAACCUGGCAAGACACACCCGUAACCUGGCCUUUCAGGGCUUCAGCCACCCCAUAAAAACCAACGGCUCUGGAGCAGCUCUGCUGGACUACCUCAUUCUGGACACAGACGGACUCUCCUGGGAGCUGAAGCCAACAUACAGGAUCGACAUGGAGGCCGGUAUGGUGCGUUUCCUGGGUCGAGACAUCCACUUCCCUCGCGGCUACGGACCCAGGAAGGACUCCUCCUGCUGGUUUACUCCUGGAGUCAUCUGCUCAGGGGGCGUGGAUCUGUUCUCGACCAUCAGCAUGUUCCUCGGAGCGAUCGGCGCCUCUGUUUUUGCAGUCCCACUGAUUUACUGCAUCAGGCGACGCAUCAAUCAGUUUCGACUGGUUAAGGGUCCAAACAGGAUCUUGCUGACUCUGGCUGACGUCACAUUCAUAAACCCGUCACUUAGCAACAAGAAGCUGAGUCACAGUGACAGCAGGACCAGUGGCAUGAGGAGCAUGUCAGACCUCAGCAUCACAUCGCCAGUCUCCACCCAGUCCCCGGCCACCUACGAGAACUCCAAUGUCGUCAUUUACGAGGGUGACUGGGCAUGGCUGAAGAGACUUCCUGAUGGGAUGUUUAGCAGCAUCAACCCCAAAACCAGCCAUGUGUUUGAACUGAUGAAGGACAUGCGUCAUGAGAAUGUCAACCCUUUCCUGGGCUUCUUUCAUGACUGUGGCGUGUUCGCCAUCGUGACCGAGUUCUGCUCUAGAGGAAGUUUGGAGGACCUGGUGCUAAACGACGACGUCAAACUGGACUGGAUGUUCAAGUCGUCUCUGCUACUUGAUUUGAUUAAGGGUAUGAAGUACCUUCACCACCACGGAGUGUCCCACAGUCGUCUGAAGUCCCGUAACUGUGUGGUGGACGGGCGUUUUGUCCUGAAGGUCACAGACUACGGCUACAACGAGGUUCUGGAGGCCCAGAGGUUCCCCUACAUUGAACCACCUGCAGAUGAGUUGCUGUGGACGGCUCCGGAGAUCCUGAGGAUCUCUGGGCAGCCGGGGCUUCACGGGACACUACCUGGUGACGUGUACAGCUUUGCCAUCGUCAUGCAGGAGGUGGUGAUCAGAGGGCCUCCGUUCUGUAUGCUGGACCUGUCCGCCACAGACAUAAUCGAGAAGCUCCGUAAGCCUCCUCCUCUGUGUCGCCCGGUGGUCAAUCCAGACUACGCUCCGUUAGAGUGCAUCCAGCUGAUGAAACAGUGCUGGAACGAACAACCAGACAAGAGACCAUGCUUUGACGAGAUCUUCGACCAGUUUAAGAACAUCAACAAGGGGAAGAAGACCAACAUCAUAGACUCCAUGCUGAGGAUGCUGGAGCAGUACUCGUCUAACCUGGAGGAGCUGAUCCGAGAGCGAACGGAGGAGCUGGAGAUCGAGAAACAGAAGACGGAGAAGCUGCUGACACAGAUGUUGCCUCCGUCCGUGGCCGAGGCUUUGAAGGUGGGCGGGACAGUCGAACCAGAGCAUUUUGACAACGUGUCGCUUUAUUUCAGCGACAUCGUCGGCUUCACCACCAUCUCAGCCCACAGCGAACCCAUCGAGGUGGUCGACCUGCUCAACGACCUCUACACAGUCUUUGACGCUAUCAUAGGAAACCAUGAUGUCUACAAGGUGGAGACUAUCGGUGAUGCUUACAUGGUGGCGUCAGGUGUUCCUGUCCCUAACGACAACCGCCACGCUGCAGAGAUAGCUAACAUGGCGCUUGACAUCCUGAGUGCUGUGGGAACCUUCAAAAUGAGACACAUGCCAGACGUUCCUGUCAGGAUACGUAUAGGACUACACACAGGUCCAUGUGUAGCAGGUGUGGUAGGUCUCACCAUGCCUCGCUACUGUCUGUUUGGAGACACAGUGAACACAGCCUCUCGUAUGGAGUCCAGCGGGCUGCCCUACAGGAUCCACGUCCACCAGAGUACAGUGAAGGUCCUGCGGGACCUAAAUCUCGGCUACAAGCUCGAGUUGAGAGGCAAGACAGAAGUCAAGGGGAAAGGAGUAGAGGAGACCUUCUGGCUUGUAGGGAGGGAUGGAUUUACCAAACCUCUGCCUGUUCCUCCAGAGGUCAAGUCCGGCACCUGCAUCAGCAUCGCAACAAAUGAAUCAAAGGACCUGAAGCAGGUGUUUCACAAAGCGGUGAAGAUGAUCUCUCAUGUCCGCGUCGUGACUCAGCUCUACGCUCCCGAUGAAGACGACAACGUCAUGAUGUCACACCACUGACUGACCUGCAAUUUACAACUUUGCCUGGACCUCCAGUUGGAUUUUAAAUGCAAGGCCUGGCUGUCAGUGCUAAGACUGACCUAUCACAUCACAGAAAACUAUGACCUUUAAACUCUAGCAGAAGUGAUCAAAGAGUGUAAGAGUGUUACGCCAGUAUAUUCCUUUGUUCAUGGGAAAUCAUCCUGAUAUUUCUUUAUGAAAUUCCCUGCUAGCGAUCAUCCACUGACUAAAGUUUCCAGGAGGAGAAAGGGGCUAGUGAAAGUGUUCAGAUUAUCGCUGUGUGUGUGUGUGUGUGUGUGUGUGUGUGUGUGUGUGUGUGUGUGUCUGUGUAUUAACGGCUUGAGUUGACGAGAUGAAGCCCUGUGUGGAAUUAUGUAUAGAGGCUGAGAAGUGGUGACUCAGCAAAGCAGGGAUCUACAGACACUGCCUGUCAGCAGCAGAGGAACGCAGCUAAUAUCUCUCGUUCAUUUCCUCCUUGUUCGCUUCCCUGUUUCUGUUGGAUAUUGUAAUUACAUUUGAGCUGCAAAUAAUGAUUAUUUUAAUUAUCUGUCUGUUAUUUUCUUGAUCAUUUGGUCUAUAAAAUGUCAGGAAAAGGCCCAAAACUAUUUCCCAGAGUCCAAGGUGGCAUCUUAAAAUUGCUUGUUUUGCCUGACCAACAGUCCAAAACCCAAAGAUAUUGAAUUUACUAUCAUAGAAGACUAAAGGUGUGUUCAAACAGAAAGGGAAGCAAAUCUUAACCUUGCAUCAUUCACGGAAAUUUGACCUCUAGACCGCCCCAAACAGCCAGUGUACCACCUGUACAGACGUAGCUGUAAGCUAGCCAGCAGUGGACGCACUGACCGUGUGUGUGGGAGUUUCUUUGUGUGUUUGUGUUCAGCACAGCCUCUGGCUGAAUUCACCAGAAACUCCAGUUUUCUUCUUUUUACUCUCGUCUCGAUUUAUGAAGAAGAUUCAAGUUUUUGCUCAAGUUGAUUAGAACAUCUUUCCAUUGACUUUGUAUGCAAUCGCGACGCCUCACACAUUAAGACACCCAACAAAAAGUCUGAGAUUUAAGAGGAAUUUUUUACUUAAUUCAUAUAUUUUUGUUGUUUUUUUUAAUCAAAAUUAUUGCAAAUUGGGGGUCUGGGGGUUUAAUGUGCCGACCAUAGACCGCAGUGUCAUAAUUUCCUGUCAUAUCUCUACUGUCAGCAUCUAGGCAGCCGUGACACUCCAUAAUCACGGGUUGUUUUAUGGAGAUUUUUUUCUGUAAUAAAUCAAAGGUAAACCAGUGACUCUGGUUUGCAAACCAUUAAGAUUUCCCUACACCAAAAUUAAAAUCUCAGUUCACAGUUUCUGGCAAAGUUUCUCCUCAGCUGCAGCACAGCUCCUCACUUUGGACUAACAAGCUCUCAGAUGUGAAAGUGUGUAACUGAAUAAAUGUGUAGUGAGAUACUGCUAAAAAAAAAAUAAAUAAAAAAUCACGCAGCAAACCUUCCCUUUCCUGGAUAAUUAAGGACUAAAAAUAGUUCAGAUAGCGGGCAAUUUGAACAGGGUUUCCUCCUCCUGUUCUCAAAACCAAAUCUCAGCUACAUCCCAACUGGAUUUGGGGAUUUUUUUUUUCAUCCUUUUUUUUCAUCAUAAACACUUGAUGUACACUGAUAUUUUAUUGGGUAAAUCUAGUUAUGUUUAGACCACCUGUUGUAGUUCAUAUCAUAGCCAGGCUAGAACAAUUUAAAACGUAAGGUUUAUUGUCUGAAACUGUAGGUUUUUGUGUUUGUACAUGCUGUAAUAAUUCCUUCAGUAACUCCUCAAAUAACUGUCUGUUUAAGGGAGGAGGGAGUACCGAGAUCUUAUGUCGGGGAGUCCAGUUUUCUCCUCACUGACUGCAUACUCACUGCUGUUUAGGAGACAGAUUUUUGUACUUGGAAAUUUUUAAUUUUUUCACUUGGGCAGAGAUUUGAACAAACCUCACACCAGAAUUGUAUAUAGGCAAAUAGAACAAAAGCAUCUUGUUUGUGUUGUUUCCACAUUAAAAUCUUGUGUCAUCUUUACAUAGUGUAUGACAUUUGAAUCUAUGCAGGAUGGCUCAUCAUCUUGAUAUGCAAUGUAACUGUUUUCCAUCUUGUAGCUCUGUUUUAAUGUUUUAUUUUGUUUACGGGACCUGAGUUGAUGUAAAUAUGACUUUAUAUCUGUUUAUUAAACUUCAGAAUCAAGCGGUUAUUUCAUCUCCAGAGAUUAAUGUUGUGCUUAUAGUUGGAAAUGAUGAAUGUAGGUAAGAGAUGAUCAGACUGUAUUUUAGAUUUUCCUAUCAACAGCAGUAUUGAGUCUACUUUAUUUUUGGAACCAAACCUGCCUGACAAACAUUACAAUAAAUCUUUUGGUGCUCAAAAAAA
Molecule: messenger RNA, 6224 nt
Organism: Siniperca chuatsi (mandarin fish)
Lineage: Eukaryota; Metazoa; Chordata; Actinopteri; Centrarchiformes; Sinipercidae
Gene: gc2
Product: guanylyl cyclase 2
Exons: 24
Coding region: 268-3852 (1194 amino acids)
Biological process (GO): cGMP biosynthetic process; receptor guanylyl cyclase signaling pathway; protein phosphorylation
Molecular function (GO): guanylate cyclase activity; protein kinase activity; peptide receptor activity
Source: RefSeq, a predicted model, not a curated record